Molecule: messenger RNA, 4434 nt
Organism: Lathyrus oleraceus (garden pea)
Lineage: Eukaryota; Viridiplantae; Streptophyta; Magnoliopsida; Fabales; Fabaceae
Product: histidine kinase 3
Exons: 11
Coding region: 895-3972 (1025 amino acids)
Biological process (GO): phosphorylation; phosphorelay signal transduction system
Cellular component (GO): nucleus
Molecular function (GO): phosphorelay sensor kinase activity
Source: RefSeq, a predicted model, not a curated record
ACGACUUAGCGUGUAGAACUUGUCUAGUGGCACGGAUGGAUGGAUAGGGAUAUGUGAGAACACAACUACAAAGCAAAACAAAGUUGAGUUGAGAGAAAGAGAAAAAAAAAAGCACUGUUUUCUACUAAGUGGAAGUGGAACCCAACCUUUUUGCUUCUCUUCUCUUCUUUACUAUUUUAUUAUAUACUUUUUCCAUAUCAACAAUGUGCAUAUAUAAUAUUUAUUGAAUAUUUUUCUUUUUCUUUUUAUAUAUUUUUAUUUUUAAGUGGAUAGUUGAAAAGAGAUAAUGGCCAAUACCUGAAAACAUUGUUUGUUGUUGCUAUCAUAUUCUUAUUAUCUGUCUUUUGCAAAUUCUCCAAUAAGUUCUUUCUUUUAAAACCUUUCAAAACUUGUACUUGAACUUGAACUUGAACUUGAACACUGUUCUGGUUCUGUUGCUUGGUUUUGAAAAUCUGAGGUGAGAAACACUGUUGAGGUUGUGGUGGGUUUUGUUUACUAUUGAAAAUUAGUGAUUUGGUAGCUUAAAAAACGAAUCUUUAUAGGUUUUGUUUUUGGCCCUUCUUUUUUUUGUUCCACUUCUUGGUUUGGUAGCUUGUGGCUGACAAGAUAACAACAAGUAUCAAUUUAUGUUUGGAAUUAGAAACUCUUACUGAUGAUUCUUUGAUUCUUUUAAAGGCGUGUGUGAAUUUUUCAUAUUCUAGUGUUGUGUUACCUUACCAUUCUGGUUGGAUAAGAUAGCAUCUUGUCAACAAGGUUGUCAUGUCUCCUGUUCCUCUCCUGUUCACUUUGAAAUCUUGUUUAUUUUUCAAGAAUUCUCUUCACUGCUGCUUCAUUUAUUGAGCUUUCAUUCUUCAGAAGUUCACAGCUUGUGAAGAUUCUUUGGAACUGUUGUGGAUGAGUUUGCUCCAUGUAAUUGGGUUUGGUCUAAAAGUGGGGCAUCUACUUUUAGUGCUAUGUUGCUGGAUUGUAUCUAUCAUUUAUAUCAACUGGUUCAUUAGUAUGGACACAAAGAUGGGAUUUUUAGGAGAUGGUGGCAAGAUGUGGCUUAAAUGGUGGGAGAAGAUCUUGGGGAGUGUGUGUAGAAUUCAUCAACAGUAUUAUCAGUGUAUUGGGUCUAAGAAGAUUAGGAGAAAGUUGUGGAGGAAAUUGUUGUUGACAUGGGUUUUGGGUUGGUGUAUUGUGUCUUUGUGGAUCUUUUGUUUUAUGAAUUUGCAAGUCACUGAGAAGAGGAAAGAGACUCUUGCUAGUAUGUGUGAUGAAAGAGCUAGGAUGCUACAAGAUCAGUUUAAUGUUAGUAUGAAUCAUAUUCAAGCCAUGUCGAUUUUGAUCUCGACUUUCCAUCAUGCUAAGAAUCCUUCUGCCAUUGACCAGAGAACGUUUGCGAAGUAUACAGAAAGAACGGCUUUUGAGAGGCCGCUUACAAGUGGUGUUGCGUAUGCUGUAAGGGUGCUUCAAUCUGAAAGGGAACAAUUUGAGAAGCAACAAGGGUGGAGUAUUAAGAGGAUGGAUACGAUGGAGCAGAACCCGGUUCAUGAGGAUGAUUAUGUACCAGAUGAAUUGGAACCGUCACCUGUCCAUGAAGAAUAUGCUCCUGUCAUUUUUGCACAAGAUACAAUUUCACAUGUCAUAUCUAUUGAUGUGCUUUCAGGAAAGGAAGACCGUGAAAAUGUGUUGCGGGCGAGAGAAUCAGGCAAAGGGGUUUUAACUGCUCCCUUCAGGCUGUUGAAAACAAACCGUUUAGGUGUUAUCCUCACGUUUGCGGUCUACAAGAGAGAUCUUCCACCAAAUGCUACCCCAAAUGAAAGGAUUCAAGCCACUGAUGGGUAUCUUGGCGGGGUGUUUGAAAUAGAAUCGUUAGUCGAGAAAUUGCUUCAGCAACUUGCUAGCAAGCAAACAGUGAUUGUUAGUGUGUAUGAUACAACAAAUCAUACACAUUCAAUUCCCAUGUAUGGUUCUGAUGUAUCAGGCGAUGAGUUCUAUCAUGUGAGCUUUCUUAACUUCGGAGAUCCUUUCAGGAAGCAUGAGAUGCACUGCAGGUUCAAGCAGAAACCUCCAUGGCCGUGGUUGGCAAUAACUACAUCGUUUGGCAUCCUUGUAAUUGCGCUCCUUGUUGGACAUAUAUGUCAUGCAACUGUGAAUCGAAUUGCCAACGUAGAGGACGCUUGCCGUAAGAUGACGGAGCUUAAAAAACUAGCUGAGGCAGCUGAUGUUGCUAAAUCUCAGUUCCUUGCUACUGUUUCGCACGAGAUCAGAACUCCAAUGAACGGUGUUUUAGGGAUGAUGAAUAUGCUCAUGGACACUGAUCUCGACGUAACACAACAGGAAUAUGUCAGAACUGCACAAGGCAGUGGAAAAGCUCUGGUGUCAAUUAUAAAUGAAGUUUUGGACCAGGCGAAGAUUGAUUCUGGUAAGCUAGAGCUCGAGGCUGUGAUGUUCGAUAUACGUGCAAUCAUGGAUGAUGUCUUGUCCCUAUUUUCUGAAAAAUCUCAAGGAAAAGGAGUAGAGUUAGCAGUUUAUGUCUCGGAUCAGGUUCCUCAACAGCUUAUAGGUGAUCCAGGAAGGUUUCGGCAAAUAAUUACGAAUCUCAUGGGUAACUCGAUUAAGUUCACAGACAAUGGACAUAUCUUUGUCACUAUCCAUCUUGUUGAGGAGGUUUUCCAUUCAAUAGAAGUUGAGCGAGAAACCACUAAAGAAACAUAUGAUACAUUAAGUGGUUUCCCGGUUGCUGAUGGUCGUCGAAGCUGGGAAGGAUUCCAUGCUUUCAGUCACGAGGGACCUCUUGGCUCUUUCUCGUCCCCGUCCUCCACUGAUCUCAUCAAUUUGAUUGUAUCGGUUGAGGAUACCGGUGAAGGUAUUCCUCUAGAGUCUCAGGUGAAGAUAUUCACUCCAUUCAUGCAGGUAAAUCCAUCUAUCUCGAGAAAACACGGUGGAACUGGUAUUGGUUUAAGCAUUAGCAAGUGUUUGGUUGGCCUCAUGAAGGGAGAAAUCGGAUUCGUGAGUGAACCGGGCAUUGGAAGCACUUUCACAUUUACGGCCGGUUUCACCAAUGCAUGUCCUGAUUCAAAUGAAAUUAACACUCAGAAAAUCAGCAACCAACCUCAUCCUGCAUCCUCAGAGUUUAACGGUAUGGCUGCAUUAGUUAUUGAUCCGAGACCCGUUCGAGCUAAAGUAUCGAGAUAUCACAUUCAACGGCUUGGAAUUCAUGUUGAAAUAAAAUCAGAUUUGAAGCAAGGUUUGUCCACCGUAACCGAUGGGAAUGUGGCUAUCAAUAUGGUCCUGAUUGAACAAGAGGUUUGGGAAAGAGACACGAGCAUUUCAUCGCAAUUUGUGAAUAACAUUAGGAAAAUUCUUGAAGUUGAUAAAGGGAUUCCUCCAAAACUAUUUAUUCUUGUUAAUUCAACUAGUUCUUUUAGACUAACUUCUUCUGUGACUCCAUGUGUUCAUAAUCCAACAGUCGUCACAAAACCUUUGAGAGCAAGUAUGCUAGCAGCUUCGCUACAAAGAGCCAUGGGUGUUGGGAACAAAGGAAAUCCUCGAAAUGGAGAACAUCAGGGUUUGUCUCUCCACCAUCUUCUUUCCGGGAGAAAGAUUCUUAUUGUAGAUGAUAAUAGUGUGAACCGCACCGUAGCCGCUGGUGCUUUGAAAAAAUAUGGAGCUAGUGUGGUUUGUGUAAGCAGUGGAAAAGAAGCCAUCUCUAUCUUGAAACCACCUCAUCAGUUUGAUGCAUGUUUCAUGGAUAUUCAAAUGCCUGAAAUGGACGGGUUUGAAGCCACACAGCGGAUUCGAAAGAUUGAAAACAAUGUGAACAUCAAAGAAUUGUAUGUUCAUCUACCGAUUUUGGCUAUGACAGCAGACGUGAUGCAGGCUACACAAGAAGAAUGCUUAAAGUAUGGGAUGGACGGAUAUGUUUCGAAACCAUUUGAAGCGGAACAACUUUAUAGAGAGGUUUCAAAGUUUUUCCAAUCAUCAUGAGAAAAAAAAUAUACAAUGCUGUUCGUAACCAUACAAUGGAAGCAUCAGCGUCUGCUCGAUAGGUCAUAGAUGUGAAUACAUAAGUUCAUAAAUCUCCUAAGCUCAUAGGAAUGUACAUAUAGGAGCAAAAUUUUAUUGGUUGGAAAUUGGAAUUGAGUCUAUUCCAUUUCCAUGGUAAGUGCAAAUUGGAAUUGUCUCAUCCUGUUCUGCAUGUAAUGUUACUACUUAGAGUACUCUAUUCACCUUACUUUGUUAUGAGUAUUGAUGUAUAUGAUUAUAUGUAUAUGAGAUUGAUUGAAUCCCAAUAGAGAGAAGAAAAUUCAUGUGAAUUACAACAAACAACGAAGGUAGUUAAUCGCUAAUCGCGCGGAGCCAUGUAAGCUUUACUUCCUUUGGAUUUCAAACAUGUAAUUGACACCAAAUUAUAUUCGAGUGAUCCACCAUUUUUGGCCGAUUUUUGUA